GAGGCGGCGGCGCCGGAGCAGGGGAGCGGGCCCGGUGGACGCGCGGCCGGGAGGGUGAUGGAGGCGCAGGCAGACCCCAGCAGCGGCGUCGGCGGCGUCGGGGACUCUGCAGCUGCCACCACCGCCAAGGGGCCAGCCCCGGCCGACUCUGCUGAGGGCCCAGCGGGGCUGGCGGCGGCCGUGACCGAGAUCCGCUGCCCGGGCCCCAGGCCGCUGAGGCUGCUGGAGUGGAAGGUGGCGGCCGGCACGGCGGUGCAGAUCGGCACGGUGCUGGCUGUGUGUCUCCUAUCGUGCCUCCCGCCGGCGGGGAAGCGGGCGCGCUGCCGGCUUGCAAUGCGCGCCGGAGAGCCGGGGAAGGAGAGGGAGAAGGGGGCGGCGGCGGCGGCGAUGGGAGCCCCCACCUGUGCGGGAACCAGCGCGGGGAGCCCUCGCCCUGCCCGGAGGCCGGCGGCUGCGGGCGGACCCAGCGGUUGGCGGAGCGCAGAGUGAAGUCGGAGAGGGCCGGAGUGGUGCUGGAGCUGUGUGCGCAGCUGGGACAGGUGGUCCCCCCAGGAGGUGUUCUGGUGAGAUUAGAAGGAUGUAGCCACCCAGUAGUUAUGAAAGGUUUAUGUGCUGAAUGUGGUCAAGACUUAACACAGCUACAGAAUAAGAAUGGAAAACAGCAAGUGCCAUUAUCCACAGCAACUGUCUCCAUGGUGCACAGUGUGCCAGAACUGAUGGUUAGCUCUGAGCAAGCUGAACAACUAGGCAGAGAAGACCAGCAACGGCUACACCGAAACAGAAAACUUGUCCUCAUGGUCGAUUUGGAUCAAACAUUAAUUCAUACUACAGAGCAGCAGCGCUGUCAACAGAUGUCAAACAAAGGUAUACUUCAUUUUCAGUUAGGCCGACGUGAACCUGUGCUACAUACUCGAUUACGUCCUCAUUGCAAGGAAUUCCUAGAAAAGAUUGCCAAACUGUAUGAAUUGCAUGUUUUCACCUUUGGUAGCCGGCUUUAUGCACAUACCAUUGCAGGUUUUUUAGACCCUGAAAAGAAGCUUUUUUCUCAUCGAAUAUUAUCAAGAGAUGAGUGUAUUGACCCAUUUUCUAAAACGGGAAACCUUAGAAAUCUUUUCCCGUGUGGAGAUUCAAUGGUUUGCAUUAUUGAUGACCGAGAAGAUGUCUGGAAGUUUGCGCCCAAUUUGAUAACUGUAAAGAAAUAUGUAUACUUUCAGGGCAUAGGAGAUAUUAAUGCACCCCCUGGAUCCAGGGAAACUCAAACGAAAAAGAAAGUCAAUCAUUCUUCUAAAACAGCUGAAAUCUCAGAACAAACCACAUCCCUGAAAGAUGCUGAAGAUGGAAAGAACAUUUCUUCUAUAGAAGAACAGAGUAAUGGCCUUGGGAAAUCCACAAAGGAAUUGAAUGGUAGUAAGGUUGUACACAGUGAGUCCUCCAAAUGGUGUUUAAAUUCUAGUGAUAAAAUAAAUGAGAGACAUUCCUUCCAUGGUACCACUGAUCACAUAACAGAUGCUACUAGUGCUAAUGAUUUGAUAACUGCCAAGGAAUCUCAGAUUUCUUCAGAACAGGAUGAUAGAACAUUAUCAGAAAAACAUCCUGGCCAAAGCAAUGCAGGUAAUGAUUUGGACUUUGAACUCUCUAGUGACAGUGAAAGUAACAGUGAAUUAGAUGGUCACAAAUCUGCUUCCUCUUCUGCAUCUGAUAGUGAAAAUGAGGAGAAGAGAAGCUGGAAGAAGUCAAAAGCCACACAAGAAGAGACUUCUCAACAACAGGACAGUGCAGAUACAAGUGGGGAGAAAAUGGUUGAAGUCAAUCAUUCCACAGAGUCUGGACCUAGCGUACAUCUUCAUGGCAAAGGCAAUGACCUUGAAGUCCCAGAAGAAAGUGAACAGGAUGGCCUUUGUGAUCUGGGAAAUGGCUGUGCAGACAAGAAAGAAGCAGAGACAGAGUCCCAGAAUAGUGAACAAUCUGGGAUUACAGUGGGUGAAUCUUUAGAUCAGAGCAUGGAAGAAGAAGAGGAAGAAGAAGAAGAUAAUGAUGAAGAUGAUCAUCUCAUAUACCUUGAAGAGAUCCUUGUUCGAGUACAUAAUGAUUAUUACACAAAGUAUGAUAAAUACCUGAAUAAGGAGAUCCAAGAAGCACCUGAUAUACGGAAAAUAGUACCAGAACUGAAAAGUAAGGUGUUGGCAGGUGUUACCAUAAUAUUUAGUGGGGUAUGUCCAACAAAUUAUCCAAUAGAAAGGACACGAGAACAUUAUCAUGCAACAGCACUUGGAGCUAAGAUCAAUAAGAAUUUGAUAUUGAGUGCAGAUGAUCCCAACAAAGCAACUCACCUUAUUGCAGCAAGGGCUGGACAAGGGAGUAGAGUAACAGGAGUCCCAGCACAGUGGCAGUUGGGUAUGAGAAGCCAAUAUCAAGAAUCAGGAGAACCAAUGAGUGAGCUGGAAGAAGCCAGAAGUACAGGCACAGAGAAAGUAAGACAAGCUCAAGAGUGUAAACAUCUCCAUGUUGUAAACCCUGAUUGGUUGUGGAGCUGCUUGGAAAGGUGGGACAAAGUAGAGGAACAACUCUUCCCUCUAAAGGAGGAUUACAUCAAAACACAAAGGGAAAAUAGUCCAGCAACAUUUCCUGAUAUACAGAGUGCUUUUCCAACAGCCUUGUUUCAUCCAACACCUAUCCAUCCAAAGUGUCAACCUGGUCCAGAAGUUCGAAUUUAUGAUUCUAACACUGGGAAGCUAAUCAGAAAAAGGACUCAGAAUUCUGGACAGUCUCUAUAUAUCCAGUCACCAGCUUCUCCUGUCACAUUACCAGUCCACGGGGAACAUUCUUCUUUCAGAGUUGUUCAACCACAUCAACAACAGAUGUUUGAUGAAGAAAUGUCAGCCAAUCAAGAUGAAGAUGAGCAGCCUGGUCCAUCCAGAAGAAAACGACAGCCAAGUAUGUCUGAGACAAUGCCGCUAUACACACUUUGUAAAGAGGAUUUAGAAAGUAUGGAUAAAGAGGUUGAUGACAUCUUAGGAGAAGGGAGUGAUGACAGUGACACAGAAAAGAAGAAGCUAGAAGAAGAGGGAGAGAAACCCCAGAAGGGUGAAACUGAGAAUCUUGGAACAAAAAUUGAACAAAGACCGGGAUCAUCAUCGUCGAGUGAAAGAAGCCUGACAGGCAGUAUACCCAGAGGCCACAAGCGGAAGCUGAAUGAGGACGAUGCUGCCAGUGAAUCUAGUAAAGAGUCCAGUAAUGAAGAUGAGGAGGGAAGCAGCUCAGAGGCAGAUGAAAUGGCAGCUGCACUUGAAGCCGAGUUGAAUGACUUCAUGUGACAUCUGGAAGGGAGGAGGAUUUGUAAUUAUGUUUUAUUUCUUGUAACAGAUCACAGAUUUCAAAUGAGCCCCAUAUGGUAGCAUUCAAGUUAUUUUUUUUUGUCCCUCAAAGCCAGUAUGUAUAUUUUGUAAAUCAACACCAAAAGGCGACACAUUAUUUUACACAAUCAGAAAUAGGUGUUUUUAAGGUGUUUUACUACAGUCAAAGUAUACUUUUUUAAAUAGCAAAAGUGUUAAAAGGGGAAAAGGGGAAUUAGUGUGCAAUGCCAAAGAAGUGUUGAAUUUUACAGAAUAUAUAGUAGUAGGAGGGUUUGUGAUUUAUUGACACAUUGCAGGGUUGUGUUUUUUUUUUAAUACCACAGCACAUGAUUUGGAGUAAAAGAUUUCAGGGGAAGAGAUAAGAUAAGAGGAAUGAUGUAGCAAGAAUCUGAUGAUUCUAGUCAUGCUUUUUCACAGCUAAAGCUAUCAAAAAUAUAAAAAGGAUUUUAAAAUGCAAAACACUUUAUAUUUGUAUAGAAACUGAAAAUGUGAUAUGCAGGCUUCAUGAACUCUGCACUUGACAUCCACGUCACUUGCUUCCGAAAGAAUACAUAAUGAUCAGAUUUUCUAUUUUUACGUUACUUUCUGAAAUAGUUGGGCUCUUUAGAAGACUAUUGUUUAGAUUUUAAACUUUGCUUCUGUGUAACCUGGAAUUUUAGCACAGUAUAUGUGCUCUGCCAUCCUGUACUGCCAUAAGGAACUUAUUCACGCAUUUGUUUUCUUCAUAAAAGGAAUGAGUGCUAGUUUAUCUUAGAUAGGAUUUUAUUUCUUUGGCUGAGAGAUCUGAUGUAAAGUUUUUGUAUAUUCUAUUUCAUAUUUGACCCACCAAACAGAUUUUUCUUUCAUUUAAUAAAGAUCCAUUUUGUAAA
Molecule: messenger RNA, 4222 nt
Organism: Phascolarctos cinereus (koala)
Lineage: Eukaryota; Metazoa; Chordata; Mammalia; Diprotodontia; Phascolarctidae
Gene: CTDP1
Product: CTD phosphatase subunit 1
Cellular component (GO): nucleus
Molecular function (GO): RNA polymerase II CTD heptapeptide repeat phosphatase activity
Source: RefSeq, a predicted model, not a curated record